Molecule: messenger RNA, 744 nt
Organism: Rosa chinensis
Lineage: Eukaryota; Viridiplantae; Streptophyta; Magnoliopsida; Rosales; Rosaceae
Product: protein FAR1-RELATED SEQUENCE 9-like
Exons: 1
Coding region: 1-744 (247 amino acids)
Biological process (GO): regulation of DNA-templated transcription
Molecular function (GO): zinc ion binding
Source: RefSeq, a predicted model, not a curated record
AUGGAGAGGACACUUGGCCGAAUCCGGAAUCUCGUACUGUAUGACAACUUCAGGUCUAAAAACGGUGCUCCAGUAUAUCAGACACACAUAAAGGGAAUAGAGGAAGACGCAUGUAGGCUGUUCACACACGACAUCUUUGUUAUGAUUAAGUCCCAAAUCUUGUUUGAGAGGAGGUUAGUUCUGGUGCAGAAAGUACCCUUUCCUGUUUCUGAUACAGUGAUGUUCUACCUUGCCCAAUAUGAUAGGCCUGAACGAUGGUGGCGUGUUGAGUUCCAUUCAGACCCGACAAACCCAACGUGGUUGUGCUCCUGCAAACUUUUUGAAUCAGAUGGUAUUCCUUGCGGUCACAUUUUCUGUGUCUUGAAAGAUCAGCUUAUGUCAAGAUAUCCGGCCUCUUUGAUAACCAAACGUUGGACAAAGUGUGUGGGUGAUUCAACAUUUGCACCCAAACUUAAGGUCCCCCAUCACAACAAGUCAGCUCAGGUGGCCAGGUAUUCUGCCCUAAUAUCAGAAGUGUCCAAAGGGUGCUUAAAUUACUCAUUUUCAGAUGAAGUUUUCAGGGUAGGAAUGAAUGAAUUUGCAAGGCUAGUUCAAAGCUCAAGUGAGUUUAAGGUUGAUCCACCCAUGGACGCUUCAAAAGUGCCUCCGAGCAGCAACGUUGUGAGGGACCCAAAAAUAUCCCGCACAAAGGGCAUGCCCUCUAAUCCCACAACAAACACUGAAAAUGCCAACAAGGAGCAGUAG